This is a messenger RNA of Daldinia caldariorum, 775 nucleotides long. RefSeq lists its product as uncharacterized. The transcript has a single exon. The coding region runs from base 106 to 636 and encodes 176 amino acids. The record is from RefSeq and is a predicted model, not a curated record. NCBI's taxonomy places the organism in Eukaryota, Fungi, Ascomycota, Sordariomycetes, Xylariales, Hypoxylaceae.
AUCUUGGGACAAUUGGAAUAUUUCCACACUUCGGCGAUCUCGAGGGAGAGAGGAUAUUAAAAUUAAUACCCGGUCAACAACAAUAAAACAAAAACAAUAGUCAAGAUGCGUACCUCAUCUUUGAUCGCAGUGGCUGCCACCGUCGCGUCUGCCGUCGCGGAGACCACCACCGCCACGUCUUACAUGACGGCGACGAUCACCAUCAACAAGUGCAGCCCUGACAACACCGCGUGCCCGCUGUACAGCUCGUCGACUAGCUCUGUCCCAACGACUUCGUCUUCCAUCUCGACGCCUCCCGCGUACCCUACGAGCUCUGUCGCGUUGAACACCACUACUACCACCAGCAGCAGCACUUCCUCCUCUUCUUCGCCCAUUGUCUCUUCUACCUUCUAUCCCAUCGCCAACUCAACUAAUCACGUUGGACCUACUGGCUACCAUAACGCUACCUCUAGCCAUGUGAUCCCUACUGAGUCCCUCACGCUGACUUCGGUGGUCGCCACAACGCCGGCUGGCACGCCUCCUGCUGUGCCGUCAGCUUCCGCCUCCACGGUCCCUACCGGUGGUGCUGGCUUGGUGUCCGUCCGGUCCGGUCUGCUGAUGGGUGUUGUGGCGAUGGGUGCCGCUCUCCUGAUCUAAGCGGAAGUUUAGGGAUGAAGGUGUGGGCUGUGUUAAUUAUACUUGGGCAAGCAAAAUCCCCAAGUUCCUAGCUCCCGCAAGGUUGAGCACUCGGCCUACAAAAAAAUACAUUCGGACAAAUUAAUUUUUAUUUUCACUU